Lactuca saligna is the source of this 914-nucleotide messenger RNA. Lineage: Eukaryota; Viridiplantae; Streptophyta; Magnoliopsida; Asterales; Asteraceae. The record is from the annotation of a GenBank genome assembly.
AUGAUUGUAAUGGGUCUUUCUUGUAAUGGGUCUUUCUUGCAAGGUCAUGUAAAUCACUCAAUUUUCUGGAAGAAUCUCACUCCCACCAGUGAAGGAGGUGGCGAGCCACCACAUGGUUCUUUGGGAUCGGCUAUCAACCAGAGCUUUAGUUUUGUGGAAAAAUUGAUUGCUAAAAAGAACGCAAAAGGCGUUGCUGUGCAAGGUUCUAGAUGUGUGUGGCUUGCUGUUAACAUAGAGUUGAAGAGGCUUGUGGUUGAAACCACAUCAAACCAGGACCCAUUGGUUACAAAAGGUCCUAGUUUGGUUCCUCUGCUUGGCAUAGAUGUUUCGGAGCAUGCAUUUAAACAAAUUUCAUUUUUGUAUGAAUUUAUGAUGGGUCUUGCAAAUCUUGCUUUACUUUCUGGUGAACGUUCAUCUUUAAAGGUUUUGGGACCCAUAAGCCAGGCCUUGCAUCAUGCAGCCCAGUAUUUGGAUGGCUUACCAACUUUAGCAAUGUCAUCAAACAUAGCUGAAACUGUGAAAAGAGCCAGAGAACUGAGGGAAUUGGGAGUUUACCCUAUGGUCCUCAUCUCCCAAAUGGCUACACUUAUUAUGGACAUUAUUGCUGGAACAUAUCAAGUAAUUGAAGCUAGUGCUGACUCAUUGUUUGAUGGUAGAAGCUCCUCGGAAUCCAUACGAGACACUGGAGCAGUUGCAAGUUCUCGGGCUACUGAAAUUGGGCUUGAUAUUCUAGCACAAACAAUCCAGACGAGCAUUGUGUUUACAUUAGAAGAAGGCCUGAGGGUCUUGUUCAAUGGUUUAGUUGUGUUUGCUCUAAGGGAGAUCAACUUAUCAAAAGUAACCUUCUCAACAACAUCAUUCUACUUAAGCAGGUGAUUAAUCAAGAUUAAGGGAGAUUUUUAAUCAUGUUUGGC